Saccostrea cuccullata (small rock oyster) is the source of this 714-nucleotide messenger RNA. Its product is annotated as fibrinogen beta chain-like. The record is from RefSeq and is a predicted model, not a curated record. The coding region runs from base 75 to 632 and encodes 185 amino acids. The transcript is spliced from 4 exons. Lineage: Eukaryota; Metazoa; Mollusca; Bivalvia; Ostreida; Ostreidae.
GAAGACCCUUUGGCAGAAUAUCAAAGAUUAACAAAAACGCAGAAAUUUUAUAUCUUAAAAAAGUAAAGACAAAAAUGGGCAGUCAAUUGGUUAUCUCCGUAAUGGUUGGCUUCUUGGCUUUAUCUAAAGCAAGCAUUAUUUCUCAGAAAUUUAUUGCAAUAUUUGAGCUGAAUGAUAACAUAUCAAACUACGAGAUUUUAGGAGAACAGAAUUCUAAUUCUUUGACCGAGUGCGCCGCGAUGUGUCAAAGGGAGUGCGUCUUAAUUGGUUUUAACCCUGAAAUGAAGAAAUGCCGUACCCACAAGAAAAUAAUAACGUCUGGGAUAUCUAAUGAGGCCGGUUGGAGAUACUACUCGAAUAACUAUUGUGUUUUCUCUGCCAUGCCCAAAGAUUGUAACGAACUUUGUGAAGAUGGACAAGCUACUACAGGGGUGUAUGAUAUAUACCCCUAUGGGACCAUUACCAGUCCUGUCCGUGUGUAUUGCGAUAUGACGACAAUGGGCGGGGGAUGGACGGCCAUUCAGAAACGCGUAAACGGAUCCGUAAGCUUUGACAGGAACUGGACGGAAUAUAAAAAUGGUUUUGGUUCACCGGAACAAAAUUUCUGGGUUGAAUGGUACAACGCUUUAUGAAAUGUACGACGGAUUCUCUGUCUCCAACGAAGCUGGAAAAUAUCAACUCUUUCUUGAGGGACCUGCUACGGGAACCUUAGGU